ACGCUCAAACCAGAGCCAGCCACGUGGAAGACCAGAUAAGCAGCCGUGGCAGCCACGUCAUAUCCACGUGUCGGCCACAUCAAAACCUCGCUAUGGCGUUCUCCUCUUCGCUCCUCCCAGCUCCGCCAUUUGCCGCCCGCACCGCCGCCCAAUCGCCGCCUCCCCGGCGCCUCCACCGAGGGCGAUCGAUCUGCAAUGCGUCACUGGAGGAGCCCAGCAGCCUGAGCUUCGCACUGGUGAGUGGCGGAGUGAUAGCAGCGCUGGCGGCGACGCUGUCCCUGGCGGAUCCCGAGCGGCGGAGGCAGCGGCAGGCGGCGGGCGUGGCUGGCGGGGACGAGAAGCUCGUCGUCAAGGACUACUUCAACACUGCCGGAUUCGAGCGGUGGAAGCGCAUCUAUGGCGAGGCCGAGGACGUGAACUCCGUCCAGCUGGAUAUCCGCCAAGGCCACGCACAGACCGUGGAGAAGACCCUCUCGCUGCUCGCCCGAGAUGGAUCGAUCCAAGGCCUUUCCUUCUGCGACGCUGGCUGUGGAACUGGAAGCCUGGCCAUCCCUCUAGCUCUGCGAGGAGCCACCGUCUUCGCCAGUGACAUAUCCUCGUCCAUGGUUGCCGAAGCCGAGAGACGAGCUCGAGAGGCGCUCAAGUCGGAUCCAGCAUUGCAGCUGCCAAAGUUUUCUGCCCAGGAUCUCGAGAGCCUGAGUGGGAAGUACCACACCGUUGCCUGCCUCGACGUUCUCAUCCACUAUCCCCAGGACAAAGCCGACGGGAUGAUCCGCCACCUCGCGUCCCUGGCCGAGAGCCGGUUGAUCAUCAGCUUUGCGCCGAAGACGUGGUACUACUCCCUGCUCAAGCGAAUCGGGGAGCUCUUUCCCGGGCCCUCGAAAGCUACCAGAGCUUACUUGCAUGCCGAGGAGGACGUCGAGGCCGCCUUGAGAGCGGCUGGGUGGAUCGUUCGUAACCGAGACAUGACUGCCACCAGGUUCUACUUCUCGAGAUUGUUGGAGGCGGUUCCUGUAGGAUCUGCUUGAAUGAAUCUCACACUUGCAAGCGAUUAGGCUGGAGAUAAGUACAAACUUACUCGGAGACUUGGUACAAAGAAGAGGAAAAAAAAAACAUUAUUUUUCAGAUAUGAACAUAAGAUCACUCAACUUUCUUUG
This is a messenger RNA of Selaginella moellendorffii, 1157 nucleotides long. RefSeq names its product magnesium protoporphyrin IX methyltransferase, chloroplastic. Gene Ontology annotation, biological process: chlorophyll biosynthetic process. NCBI's taxonomy places the organism in Eukaryota, Viridiplantae, Streptophyta, Lycopodiopsida, Selaginellales, Selaginellaceae. Bases 93 to 1028 code for a protein of 311 amino acids. Gene Ontology annotation, molecular function: magnesium protoporphyrin IX methyltransferase activity. The transcript has a single exon. The record is from RefSeq and is a predicted model, not a curated record.